UUGCUCUUGUGCCAGAGACAGGUCUUCAGAUAAAACCUUCGCCUGAAGAAAAAAGAAAAGAAAGAAGAAAUGAGCGAAGAAAAUGGAAGAAAAACACGGAAAAGCACAUGCUGACAGCAAAUGACACAACAGCACAUCUGACAUCAGGCGACUCGUAYAAAGCAAGACAACAGCGGAGAUUGACACAGUGCUUUGAGACACCAGAGCAGGCUAAAUCAAGGGUCAGCAAAAUAUCCCCACAGAGACAAAAUAGAUCACACACUCCAGCUUUAGAAAACAUUACAGGUGAUAUUGAACAACUGCUUAAUGAUGCAAAGUCUUGGCCAAAAGGGCCUAUCAAUUGGUCAGAAAUAGCGAGGCAGUACAACAUAAAACAUAAAAACAAAGAAGGUUGCCCCCCAAAUGCAGGGCAAAUAAUGAAAAAGCUUUUGGAAAAUUCAAAAGACAUUAAUAUUACUGACUUUGAAAAUCCAGAUGAUCAUACAAAAGAAUUCAAAAUACGCCGGGCACUUAAAAAACAAACUGGGGGUGAAAUCAGUUUUCCUGUUGCAAGAACAAAUGACCAGAUCAGGACAGGCAUCAAAAAKUUCAUUGCUGAUGGAACAUAUGAUGUUGGGGUACCUGUUGUUGAGAAAAGAGAAACUAAAUUAGCACUUAACAAUCAAGGGGAAGUGGUCCACAAGUAUACAAGUGUUUCAGCUAGAAAGAUCCCACUCAGACAAAUUAGAACUGAGGCUCUUACAAGGAAUAAUGAUCUGCUUAGAGUAAAGGAUGAUAACUUUUAUGAAUCCUUAACAAAAGAACAGCUAAAAAAGGAGCUUGAACGAAUACAUGAGACAUCAAGUGACAGCAUUGUUGAAAUGAGGGACAAACUAAAGGAUUUUCAGCGUAAAAGGCAUUGGUUAAUAUGGCAUGAUCACUCAACCUUGGCAAAUCAUGGUCAUAUGUUGUUUUGCUUAAGAGAAUUAUAUGAUCCAAAAGAGCUGGAAACAUUUUGGGAGAAGUGCAAAGAUGAGAAGAUCAAGAUGCCUGCAACUUUGUUGACAGAUGAUAAAGGAAAGCUCAAGAUCUCAGAGUUAUGUUGUCCUGAUGUACAACCCGAUUGCGCUGAAGUUGAAGCUGAUGCUGAAGAUGAUAGUAUAUCAAAUGAGGAAAUAAGCCAGGAAAUUGAGAAGGAACAACUGGAAGACAUAAGUGAUGAUCCACAGCCAACAAUAGUUGAAGUUGAAGAGUACAUUGUGACAGAUGAACAAGAGAACAAUGAGGAUAUUGAGGGUGACAUGGCAAUUGAUGAAGAAGGAAACAAUAUUGAUGAUAUCA
Exaiptasia diaphana is the source of this 1320-nucleotide messenger RNA. RefSeq lists its product as uncharacterized. The annotation marks the transcript as partial. The record is from RefSeq and is a predicted model, not a curated record. The transcript is spliced from 4 exons. NCBI's taxonomy places the organism in Eukaryota, Metazoa, Cnidaria, Anthozoa, Actiniaria, Aiptasiidae.